AUGGCAGUAUAUCGCGACGCCGCCCGUGUACGCGUCUCUGUACACGCUAGCGUGUAUAGGGGUGCAACUCCCCGGAGAAUAGCGAGGGGCUGUAAUUACUAUCAGCCAACCGAGCUUUACCUCAUAUCGCAGCCUCGCUUCUCCGUGGUACUUAAUACGCCACGGUGGGCCUCCUGCCAGCCCCCCCUCUUCUGGCUAUGUCUAUUUCUCUUGUUCGCCCAGCCCCGGCUGCGCUGCCCUCUCGGUAGUUUCCUUUCUCAUCAUGUCUCUUUCUCUUCACCGGCGCUAAAUAGCAAAACUCCCAUCAUACACAAUAAACUCUUUAUGUUUUCUUUAUGUUUUCCAGUUCGGUUUAAUGGUUUGCGUAGCCUUUGUGUGUCCUCUGUUAGCUGA
Messenger RNA from Chondrus crispus (carragheen), 393 nucleotides. RefSeq lists its product as hypothetical. Bases 1 to 393 code for a protein of 130 amino acids. The record is from RefSeq and is a predicted model, not a curated record. The transcript has a single exon. NCBI's taxonomy places the organism in Eukaryota, Rhodophyta, Florideophyceae, Gigartinales, Gigartinaceae.